This is a messenger RNA of Drosophila takahashii, 550 nucleotides long. It is a transcript of the gene janB, whose product is annotated as janus B. Gene Ontology annotation, cellular component: cytosol. NCBI's taxonomy places the organism in Eukaryota, Metazoa, Arthropoda, Insecta, Diptera, Drosophilidae. Gene Ontology annotation, biological process: peptidyl-histidine dephosphorylation. Gene Ontology annotation, molecular function: protein histidine phosphatase activity. The record is from RefSeq and is a predicted model, not a curated record.
ACCUUUUCGGAUCAAAAUUCAAAUUGUAUAGAAAUUCCACUUGUAUUUCCUUUGAAAAAAUAAAAUGAAAUUUCUCAAGUCUUUGAGCCGUAUUCCACAAUGUCUUUCUCCGUUGCAAAAAUGUUAUUCAACCGAUUUGAUCAGUUUGGUUGGAAUUCCAAGGGUUCGGAUCGCGAAAGGUCAGAAUCGUUAUUUGUUGGUGAUGAUCCAUACACAUGGCUACACGAAUUUUGGAAGAGUGAUCGUCCGGGGAGCUAAUGUCGACAAUCAUUUGACAAUAUUCGACUCAAUUUUGGAGGAGAUGGAACCACAGGGCAUAUGUGCCAAAUGCAUGGGCGGUGGAAGAAUUCUCAAUGAGGAGGACAAGAAGAAAAUAAAGAUUUAUGGCACCUCCAGAACAUUUGGCGGUGCUGAUCACAAAAGGACGAGGAAUAUACUACAAGCGUGGACCACAUACAAGGAUUUCAAGAUCAGCGUUAAGAAAUAAAGUUGCACAUGCAUUUUGGAAAUGUUAAUUCUAUUUAAAUAAAAAUUGCACAGUUAAAUUGAA